Molecule: messenger RNA, 3260 nt
Organism: Heterocephalus glaber (naked mole-rat)
Lineage: Eukaryota; Metazoa; Chordata; Mammalia; Rodentia; Bathyergidae
Source: RefSeq, a predicted model, not a curated record
AGAGCAUGAAGGCCCCUGCCUCGGCUGCAGGCUCACCGCCCUCAGCCCACUCGGCCGCAGCCUCACCAGGGUCGUGGGCCCCCUGGCUUCAAGGACAGUAGGGGAAAACGACUUAGCGACUUAGCACCGUGAGAGACAGGGAGUUGGCGGAGUUUCUCUUAAUGGGGGAGAGAGGCGAAGGCCACGCGGGAUCAGGGCUCCAGUUCACGUACCCAGAGGGGCCCGGAGGCCUGGCGCAGCAGCAGCGGGAAUGAUUUUGCAUGUGAAACUGUGUGGAAAUCCAAAAUACCCCCAGUCACACCUCUCCAGCGCUGUGGUGGCCCCUGAUGAAGUAACAGUGAAUUAUCGACAUGGCCUUCCCUUGAUAACACUCACUUUGCCAUCCAGAAAAGAGCGCUGUCGAUUCGUAGUCAAACCAAUGUUGUCAACAGUUGGCUCCUUCCUUCAGGACCUCCACCACGAAGACAAAGGUGUCAGAGCCGCAGCCAUCUUCACAGCAGACGGCAGUGAGAUUCCAGCUUCGACCUUGAUGGAUGUUUUGCUGAUGAAAAACUUUAAACUUGUCGUUAAUGAAAGAGCCUAUGUCGUACAGAGUCCCGAGGGAGAGAAACCAAGUAGGGAGCCCUUGAGGGAGAUGGAAAACGCGUACUCCUUGGUGCACAGGCUGUUUUCGGUCCUGCACCCAGAGGAGUCCCAGAAGGAGACGGAGCACCGCUUGCUGGUGAGGAUUGACCACCUGCAGGCACAGCUGCAGCCACUGGAGCAGGUGAAGGCUAGAAUUGAGGCUCGAGCGGAAGCCAACACCAGCAGGCUGCUGUGGGCCGGCCUGGCACUGCUGUCUGCCCAGGGGGGCGCACUGGCCUGGCUCACCUGGUGGGUGUACUCCUGGGACCUCAUGGAGCCUGUCACCUGCUUCCUCACCUUCGCAAACUCCAUGGCCUUCUUUGCCUACUUCAUAGUCACGCGGCAGAACUGUACUUAUCCCACCGCUAGGAGGAGGCAGCUUCUUCACAUCUUCCACAAGUGGUCAAGGCACCAGCGCUUCGAUGUGCAGCAGUACAGCGAGUUGAAGGACGAGCUGGCCAAGGCUAAAGAGUCCCUGAAACGUGUCCGCUGCUCAGUCUACCUGGGGCUGCAGGUAGAGGAACUCAAGGAGAAGAAUUAGCUUUUGCUUUUUUGUGAACGUCACCAGAUUUUUCCAUGAUGUUCUGAUUUCAUAACAUGCGAAUGGCACAUUAUUGAGUCUCAUUGUACAUUUCAGUUUGACUGUUUCAGACUUUCGUAGUUGUGAGAAACUGCAGCCCUGUCUUUUCUAUCAAAGGAUACAAACAGGAGUGGCCCGUCUUAGACCCCAGUCCACCCUAGGCAGCCCCUCCUUCUACCCUGAAAUUAUGAGAAACGCCUGCUCCGCUCACAUUUGGGAAACAUACCUGAGACCCACACAGCUUCACAAUAGCCAAAGACCUCGGGAUUCCCCACCCUCCCCUCCUCCUAGUCUGUCCCCUCAGAAGCCCUUAGCACCCCCUCAGGCCCCUGGAACUAGCCAGCCGAGAGACAGUGAGCCUUUGGGUCCAGCCAGUGAAUUUAAAGGAGGGCUGCUUGCCGUGUGUGCCAGCUUAAAACCCUGCUUCCUGGCGCAGGCCACGCUUGCUGCCUCCUGUUGGAGUACGCUCGAGCCCUUCUGCAGAAGUAAACUUUGAACUUUCCCCUGUGGAGUUCUGUGGCUUGCUGUCUGAGUGCAUUCUUUCUGGCACCCACAGUUUGAGUCUGGGAGCUCAUUUCUAACAGUAGUUAAUACACUGGUGUAAAAGAGGGGCAUUCUUGGGUGUUUCCCCUUGUGUUUCUUGGCAUACAGGUUUGCUGGCUUGUUCCUGCCGGAGCCGCCAGGGACUGAAUCCCCACCCGCCCUCCCCCGGCCACAGUGAGGAACCUGGCUUCGCCCACCUCGCCCUGGGGCUGCCUGUGGACUCAGGCUGGCAUUCACUUCUCCCUGCGCGGGCAGUAGUUGGAAGUCGUGCCUUCAUCAUUUAAGAACCCCGGACCAAAAUGUGAAGCUGCAGCUCUGGACUCAACUCCGCAAUUCAGUUCUCCAAACUUAAGCAUGUCACCGUCUUCAUCCUAGCAGGGAUCAGCAGGGUUAGUCAGAUUAAUCUAUCAUUUAAAAGAAUCGAACCUUGUAGGAGACCAGCGGAACCCACACUGAGCAGGGUUUAGAUAUUAUUGAUUUGGCUUUUGAAUUUUGUUACUGAUUAAGACUAUGAAUCACUCUAAGGCCUAAGUGUGAAUUGCUAAUUGACCUUUCCGCUGGUGUUUGGAGCCAGACUUCCUUAUGCCUACAGUCAUAAUUGAAGUUUCAGUAAUUGAUGAGGUUGUGACAUCUCUACUGAGAAAACACUGUAGCUGAGGAAUUAUGACUCUGCAGCCAUUCUCUAAGGUCAAACAUUAGCAAGAUAAUGCAGACAGCUUGUUAGCUGUGACCUUCACAAGUAUACAUGGCUACUCCCUUUCCGAGCCUGGCUCAUUAAGUACAUUAAUUCUGCUAUUCCUUACAUAUGUCUUCAUGUCCUGUUGUUAUUAUUGUAGACAGUUGAUUUAGGAGACUGGAUUUUUUAUUUUUUUGGUACCGGGGAUCGAACUCAGGUCCUUGCACUUGCGCAGCAGGUGGUGGAACCACUGAGCUAAAUCCCUGGCCCAAAUAUUCUUUUUUUUUUUUUUUUGGUACCCAAGAUCGAACUCGGGACCUUGUGCUUGUGAGGCCAGCACUGGAACCACUGAGCUAAGUCCCUAGCCCAACAAUUGAUUUAAAUAGAAAUAUUAUAGGCAGCCAGAUAGGGCUAGGUGCUCAAGAGAGUCAGGUCAAAGGUGAAACACACCACAGCUAUGACUUGAGACCUCAGUUGGAAAUUGAGCCUUAAAAUACAGACAAGAUGAGCAGACCUGCAUACUUCCACAAAGAACCAACACUGGGCCUGAUGAAGUCCAGGUAGACCAUCAGCCACCCCAGUGGUGACCAGAGACUUCACUUCCUAGGAGAAUCUGUUCUUUCCAUGCACACUGGUUACUGACUUGUUUCCCAAUUGGACCACCAUUACCUAAGUGACUGUUCUUGUAGCCUCAUUGGAUGAUCACGGCUGUGGCCCAUGUACCCACGUGGGUUUUGCUGUAAAACUCCCUUAUUGAGUGGGGACCGUGGAAUCCCACUCAGGACCCCUCCUGCCCCUCAGGAGCUUUUCUAUCAAUAAAUACCUUCCUACUCUUAA